AUCUCUAACUUACAAAACAUUAGCUCUCUUUUGUUGUGAUAUAUUGAUCAUGGCCAAGAUAUCAUGUUCUUAUUUUCUCGUACUCAUGCUUGUGUUCUCAGUUUUUUCAUUGGUUGAAAAGACUAAGGGUAAAAGACAUUGUAGCACAAUCAUUCUUCCAGAAUCUCCAUGUGUCCCUCAAGAUUGUGUUGAGUACUGCUUUGAGGAGUACAAUGGAGGUGGAACAUGUAUUGCAUCCAAAACUGGUAGAACUACUAAUUGUAUGUGUACUUACAAUUGUCAUGGAAAUAACCUUUAAAUAAUUUCCUUAAUAUUUAUGAAUAAAAUUUUUGAAGUUUUCC
Messenger RNA from Arabidopsis thaliana (thale cress), 341 nucleotides. RefSeq names its product low-molecular-weight cysteine-rich 21 (gene LCR21). The record is from RefSeq and is marked reviewed. Gene Ontology annotation, cellular component: extracellular region. The transcript is spliced from 2 exons. Bases 50 to 298 code for a protein of 82 amino acids. NCBI's taxonomy places the organism in Eukaryota, Viridiplantae, Streptophyta, Magnoliopsida, Brassicales, Brassicaceae.